Myxocyprinus asiaticus (Chinese sucker) is the source of this 2033-nucleotide messenger RNA. RefSeq lists its product as uncharacterized. Gene Ontology annotation, molecular function: tumor necrosis factor receptor binding. Gene Ontology annotation, cellular component: plasma membrane. Gene Ontology annotation, biological process: positive regulation of activated T cell proliferation; immune response; positive regulation of cytotoxic T cell differentiation. Bases 83 to 784 code for a protein of 233 amino acids. The transcript has 3 exons. The record is from RefSeq and is a predicted model, not a curated record. NCBI's taxonomy places the organism in Eukaryota, Metazoa, Chordata, Actinopteri, Cypriniformes, Catostomidae.
AGGCGCUCUCGUCAUGUCUCCAUCAGUUGAGAAGUGGCAUGUGGAUAUUAUUAUUACAUGAUAAUACAGCAGUUUUCUGAAGAUGUCAGUGUCCCCAGAUGUUGAGAGUCAAUCCUCCGGUGCGCGCUCCCGCAGCAGGUGUCUGGACACCUUCCUCACCGUGUCCGUGAUCGCGCUCUUCAUCAUGUUUAUCGUCGCUCUCGCCGCCGCGCUGCUCUUCGUCAAACACAUCGAGAGUGAGAUGAACGCGCGGACGACGCAAGACUCAGACGGGCAGAAGGGCCCACUCGAGAUGGUCGCACCUGGAGCCGCAUAUAAGAUGCAGAAUUUUGCAUACCUGAGGGCCACCAACAGUCAACUGAAGGAAAACGUGAUGGAAUGGGAAUCCAUCCCGUAUGGUAAGGGACAGUCCAUCGGUUCGAUGUACAGCUAUGAGAAGAAUCAGAGAGUUCUGAACGUGAACGAAGCUGGAAGCUACUUCCUGUACGUCCAACUGACUUUCUCCUGCACACACAUCUGUCCGGCCGGCCAAUUUACCACCAGCUUUUACAAUCAAGAUAACAAAAAGCAACUGACCUGCACAGUCUCGCUGCCAAAAAUGCCUGACAUGAAUGGAUCGUUGCCAGUUAGCAGGACAUGCUGGCAUGUCAUCACGCUUCCGGAACAAAAAAGUCGUCUACUGGCAAAAACAGAGUUUUCAGAACAGACACUCAACAAUUGGAAACUGGAUUUGAACGAUUCUGGAUUUGGGAUGUUUUUGGUUGACAGACUAGGAGCAGCAUGAGGUCAUCACGCAUGGUUGUGAGAAACUAGACUAACUUCAGGAGAACAUGGACUCCUCGCAUGCAGCUAUGAGCUCGUGGGUCUCGAAUCCUCAUCGGCACUUUUAUCCACUCAGGACUUCUUUGUAUACUCUGGUGGCCCAGGCCCAGACGCAAUCUGUGCACAACAUUUUCGCAGAUUUGGAACAUGCGUUGUUCGUGAAGUUCUACACAUUCCUUGGCCGCUUGUUUGUUUUUUUUAUCAAAUACAUUGACUAAACUGAUUGUUCAGCUCAUGAAGAUUUUGGCUGGGCUAGCCGAUGACUGAGAGAUAAGCAAAGCUGUUUUAUCACUAUUUAUAAUUUAAAUAUAUUUAUAUGUGUUAAUACAUUUAUAAUAAUUGUAAUAUUUAUACUUCUAGUUGUGUAUAUUGUACAUAUGAUGUGUUAAUGUUUACCGUAAGUGUAAAACUGUAGAUUUCACUACAUAUGAGCAGUAUGUCGGGGGCUAGACCUCUUGCAGGUCAUGCUCGACCGAUGGUAAAGCUGUCUAACAGUGCGACUGUUUCUUUCGUUCACAGAUUGGAGAUUGCACAUACUAUAUUAGCCUACAGAUGUUUAGCUGUGUAACAGAAAUAAUGUGUAAAAUCUGACCUACACAUCAAUACUGUACCAGGUGCCUUGUGAUAAAUUAAAGGGAUCGUUUACUAAUUAUGUUCACCAAUAAUGUCAAUUCUGGUUGGGAACAGACAUGGGCAUGAGUAAAUAAAGAGUGAACUUUGCCUUUAAAAAUCUCUCAAAUCUGUAAUGUGAAGUUUUAGUCCUACAUGUGUAAAGGGAGCACGCUGGUGGGUAGCUGUGCUGUAUGUAAACCUCUUCAUUAGCACGCCUGCCUCCCAUGCUUGAGACCCUGGUUCGAAUCCCGCUCGGGGCAGGUUAAGCAGGACCGGUUACAAAUGUAAUUAUGUGACAGUUUCCCUAGCAUAUCAUGCUAACAGCUGUGGAUGCUCUGACAGAUGCCAUCAGUUAGAUGAGUGUUUUCAUUCUUCUGAAAACUGUAAAAAGUCAAAAAGCUACAUGUGUGAAUAUACGUAAAUGGCUCUUCACACACACACGCACUCUUGUGUUGUAUUGUUUGUUGUAAAGUGGAGAAGUUUUGAAUGCUAACUAACUCAGGAACUCUAUAGAGAUGAAUGUAACAAUUAUGAAAGUUUGUGAAUUGUUUUAUUUUGCAUAAUGGGACUAUUUAAUAAAGGAAAAUGUUAAUUAUACA